UGGUUACUGCAUACAUGUUCAAAAAGGAGAACACUUUAACCUUUUUAAUUGUGAAGUUGUGAGUCCCAUAUGCAAUGCCUCUAUGAUCCCACUACUUAUUUAUUUAUUUUUUCUUCUGCAGAUCAGGUUUCUUGUUUUGGUGGCACCAUGAGUUGGAACUUCUUGACUAGCUUGCUUGAUGAGAUCUCCCACCAUUCCACUUUUGUGGGAAAGAUUUGGCUCACACUCCUCAUUAUCUUCCGAAUUGUUCUGACAGUGGUGGGCGGUGAGAAAAUCUAUCAAGAUGAACAGGAAAAGUUUGUAUGCAAUACUGCACAACCCGGUUGUAAUAAUGUAUGCUAUGAUGCAUUUGCCCCUCUAUCACACAUCCGAUUCUGGGUUUUUCAAAUCAUUAUGAUCACCGCACCGUCCAUUAUAUACCUCGGCUUUGCCAUGCACAAAAUUGCUCGAAUGGCUGAUGACGAAUACCGACCACGUAAGCACAAACUUUCUAUGGUUCAUCGAGGACUGAGUCGUGGCUAUGACGAGGCUGACGAAAUGGAUGAUGAAGUUCCCAUGAUCUUGGAGGAGAUUGUGCCCUCUAAAAAGCAUAGUAAAGCGGUAGCUGCAGCCAAGUCUGCCACUGCAUCCAAUGCUACGUCUACGAAGCAUGACGGCCGUCGUCGCAUCAAGAAAGAUGGUCUUAUGAAGGUGUAUGUGCUACAGUUGAUCUCUCGUGUAGCGUUUGAGAUGGCCUUCCUUUUUGGCCAGUAUGUUUUGUAUGGUUUUGAAGUUGCGCCAUCCUACAUUUGCACCCGAAGCCCAUGCCCACACACCGUGGACUGCUUUGUCUCACGUCCCACUGAAAAGACCAUCUUCCUGGUCCUCAUGUAUGUUGUCAGUAUACUCUGCCUGGUGCUGACUGUGCUGGAAAUCCUUCAUCUGGCAAUUGGUGGUGUGAAGGACACUCUCCGUAGUCGAUCGGCUCGGAGGCCUCCCAUACACAGGUCAUCCACAUCCACUAUCUGUCACCGCCCUGCUAGUGCACCCCCGAGAUAUCAGGCUGUCCUGAAAAAGGACUCCACUAGCAAGCUUAAGGCUGAGGUCCUGGAAGAGUCGGGACGGGAGUCAUUGGGUGAUGACAACACUGGUCGUGAUAUAGAGCGUCUACGGAGACACCUGAAAAUGGCACAGCGACAUCUGGAACAGGCCUACCACUCUGAGGAUGUAGGUCCAGACUCUAACAGCGCUGCCGUUGAGCAAAACCGACUCAACCUAGCUCAGGAGGGCUAUGUCAGCUCUAAGGAAAAAGAGGGUCAUGCUUGAAGAGACUAAUGCCUUUCCAUCAAACAAACCAACUCCAGGCUGAGAUGCAAAUUUUGGUGGGCAGUCGUUGACAAGAUUUUGUGUGUUUUUCCUGUUCAUCUGGCAUUGAAUGGAUAAACUCAAAGCUCAGAAACAAAUAAUGGAGAGCAAUUAUUGACAAGAUUUUGUGUGCUCCUCUAAAUGCAUAUCAGAAGAAGUGUUACUUUGAGUAUUAAAACCAUAUAGCUGCCAAAUUUAAAGACUAGAGAAACACCAGCUCUUAAAAUCCACACUACUGUACCUUUCUUUUCAAAGAAAUUAUAUUUGCUCAUAUUGAAAGAACAGCAUGACAACAAAGACGCAUUCCCUGUGUUGUUGGAGAUAUUUGUAUGUAUUGUUCAUUAUUAUCAGUUUUAGCACAUCAGUAUUAAUUGAAGCAUUUAGCCAAAAUUCACAGACCAUCGAGUUCAGAUUAUUAUAAUGAAAUGAAAGAUGUGUCUUCGUCCGAAAAACAGAAGUGCUUGUGUUUUAUGUUAUGUUGGUUUUUGAUUGGAGUACUGUCUUCCUGUGUGGCCUAAUAUUUUUGGAACAUUGUCCUAUAUGUAAAUAUCGUAGGUUGAGGGAAACCCUUUUUCUAUUAGAAGCAAGGGCACAAUAAAGGUGUUCUUUUUUUCUUGUUGAUAUGCAUUUUGAGGAUUUUGCAUUUAGAACUUUUGAAUGAAAUUAUUGCAACACAUCUGACCAGAUUUUGAAAAAACAUAAAGAACCUGGAAAUUGCUUGAAUUGUUUAUUAAAAGGUUUCAUGUCCUGUAUUACUGUAAAAUAAUAAUGAAUGAAUGAAUAAAAUUAAUAUAAUUUAUGCAACAUGCAACUGCAUUACUUUUAGUACGGAACAUACGGUAUCUGUGGUUUACAUUGGAUUUAUGGGAAACUGGAAUUCAGAUUUUGCAAUGACAUUAUAUAGACGCACACUAUUUGUGUCUUUGGUAAAGUAUAUAUAUUUGGCACAUCUUAUGAAAUGAGUAGAAAAAAUGUUUGAAAUGUAGACUCAUGUGAGAUGAAGGCUCAUAAUUAUUAUUGUUUGAUAAAUUAUUUUAGUUUUCCCUCAUUUGUAUGUCACUUUACAUACAAACAUAAUGAAUAAAUGUUAUGUAAAUGACUCCAGUUGUGCCAGUGGCCUAUAGGAAUACCUGUUAAUACCUGUAUUUAAUGGAUGCCUCUAUCAGUGGCUGCCAUGUUGAUAUUAGACAUUCGAAUCCAAAUCCAUGGUUAUAUCAGUGACAUACAACAUUGUUUAAUGCCCCUUUAAAAAUAAAUGUGUCAUUUGUUUCUUACCUUCAGCAUUUGACCUUUUUAUUUUAAUCAGAAUGUUGUAGUCUUAUAAGAGUGUGAUGGUACAACUGCUAAAAAUCUGGCCGGGUAAGCCAAAGGUCCUGUAUUUAAAUUGUAGAACAGAUAUCCCUUUUCACUGUGCCUCUGAGCAAACCUAAAUGCUUUUUGGAACUAUUCAUGUAGUUUGUAGCUUGUUUUAAAGUAUCUGCUAAAUAAUCAACAGCAUUUAACACAUUACACUUUAUGUAUUCCUCUGAACAUCAUUUUGAGAUUCAUUAUUAAUCAUCAACACAUUUGAAUGAUGGCCUAGAGCAAAAAUAUGUAGUGU
Sinocyclocheilus grahami is the source of this 2944-nucleotide messenger RNA. Its product is annotated as gap junction gamma-1 protein-like. Gene Ontology annotation, molecular function: gap junction channel activity. The record is from RefSeq and is a predicted model, not a curated record. Gene Ontology annotation, biological process: cell-cell signaling. The transcript has 3 exons. The coding region runs from base 70 to 1305 and encodes 411 amino acids. Lineage: Eukaryota; Metazoa; Chordata; Actinopteri; Cypriniformes; Cyprinidae. Gene Ontology annotation, cellular component: connexin complex.